AUGCAGAAGGGGAUGAGGCUCAAUGACGGCCACAUCACCUACCUGGCGCUUUUAGCGAAGAAGGACGGUACCAGGAGAGGCUUCUUGAGCAAGAAGAGCUCCGACAACACAAAAUGGCAUUCAAAGUGGUUCGCUUUGUUGCAGAACAUGCUUUUUUAUUUCGAAAAUGACUCGAGUUCACGACCCUCCGGACUGUACCUGUUGGAAGGAUGUGUGUGUGACAGGGCACCGUCUCCCAAACCUUCUCUGUCAGCAAAGGAAUGCCUCGAAAAGCAGUACUACUUCAUUAUCAGUUUUAACCAUGACAACCAGAAGGCUUUGGAGCUACGUACAGAGGAUGUCAAGGACUGCGAUGAAUGGGUGGCUGCAAUCACACAGGCCAGUUACAGAAACCUGGCUACUGAGCAUGAGACCCUCAUGCAGAAGUAUCUCCAUCUACUCCAAAUAGUGGAGACAGAGAAAACAGUUGCCAAGCAACUUCGACAACAGAUAGAGGAUGGAGAAAUCGAGAUAGAGCGGCUAAAAUCAGAGAUUGCUGGUCUACUCAAAGAUAAUGAGAAGAUUCAGUCUAACCCAGAGGUGCCGCCUAGUGAUGACGAUACAGAGAUCAAGAAAAUCAAAAAGGUGCAGAGUUUCUUACGUGGAUGGAUUUGUCGGAGGAAGUGGAAAACCAUUAUCCAGGACUAUAUCCGAUCGCCUCAUGCUGAAAGUAUGAGAAAGAGAAACCAAGUUGUGUUUAGUAUGCUGGAGGCAGAGGCAGAAUAUGUCCAACAACUUCACAUCCUUGUCAACAACUUCCUCCGACCUCUCAGAAUGGCCGCUAGCUCCAAGAAACCUCCAAUCACACAUGAUGACGUCAGCAGCAUCUUCCUCAAUAGUGAAACCAUCAUGUUCCUACACCAAAUCUUCUAUCAAGGCCUGAAGGCCAGAAUAGCCAGCUGGCCCACACUGGUGCUGGCUGACUUGUUUGACAUUUUGCUGCCAAUGUUAAACAUUUACCAGGAAUUUGUAAGAAACCACCAAUACAGCUUGCAAAUCCUGGCACAUUGCAAGCAAAACAGGGACUUUGACAAGCUCCUAAAGCAGUAUGAGACCAAACCAGACUGUGAGGAGAGGACCCUGGAAACCUUCCUCACAUAUCCCAUGUUUCAGAUUCCUCGGUAUAUCCUUACCCUCCACGAACUGCUGGCUCACACACCACAUGAGCAUGUGGAGAGAAACAGUUUGGACUAUGCCAAAUCUAAACUCGAGGAGCUCUCUAGAAUUAUGCACGAUGAGGUGAGUGAGACUGAGAACAUCAGGAAGAACUUGGCUAUUGAACGAAUGAUUAUUGAAGGUUGUGAGGUGCUACUGGACACCAGUCAAACAUUUGUCAGACAAGGUUCAUUGAUACAGGUGCCAAUGAGUGAGAAGGGGAAGAUCACGAGAGGUCGUCUGGGUUCACUUUCCCUGAAAAAAGAGGGUGAAAGACAAUGUUUUCUUUUCUCAAAACAUCUCAUUAUUUGCACUAGAGGCUCGGGAGGAAAACUUCAUAUCACCAAGAAUGGAGUGGUUUCUCUGAUAGACUGCACAUUGUUGGAGGAGCCAGAAGGGACAGAUGACGAGUCCAAAGCAGAGCCAAAAGACACAGAGCAUCUAGAUUUCAAAGUCAUGGUUGAGCCAAAAGAUGGGCAACCAUACACUGUCAUCCUGGUGGCUUCAUCGAGACAAGAAAAGGCAGCGUGGACCAGUGAUAUCAGCCAGUGUAUAGACAACAUCCGGUGCAAUGGACUGAUGAUGAACGCCUUUGAGGAAAACAGUAAAGUCACUGUCCCACAGAUGAUUAAGUCAGACACGAGCUUAUAUUGUGAUGAUGUGGACAUUCGCUUCAGCAAGAUGAUGAACUCGUGUAAGGUGCUGCAGAUCCGCUAUGCCAGUGUGGAGCGUUUGCUUGAGCGACUCACAGACCUGCGUUUCCUCUCCAUUGACUUCCUCAACACUUUCCUGCACUCUUACCGCGUGUUCACCAGCGCAGAUGUGGUGCUAGACAAACUGAUCACCAUCUACAAAAAGCCCAUCAGUGCCAUACCAGCACGUUCCUUGGAGCUGUUUUUUGCAAGUAGCCAGAACAACAAACUCCUGUACGGCGAGCCACCCACGUCGCCUCGUGCCAGCCGCAAGUUCUCCUCUCCGCCUCCUCUCUCCAUCACCAAGACGUCAUCACCCAACCGCCGGCGCAAGCUUUCUCUCAACAUCCCCAUCAUCACAGGGGGCAAAGCCCUCGACCUGGCUGCACUCAGCUGUUCCCCUAACGGCUAUGCAAUGCACUCCACUAUGUCCCCCUUCAGCAAGACAUCCCUCGACAUCAAUAAGCUCUAUGUGUCCAGCACCAUGGCCAGCAAAAUCCCAGAUGAGGGGGAGCCUAAGUCUGAAGGCAAAGCUGAAGAGACUGUCCUCAACAAGCAAGAUCUAUCAGUGAGAGAGGAGUGUGAUGAAGACCCGGGUCAGUGUGAAGAGGCUGAAGCAGAAAUGUCUCCUCCGAAGUCGCCAUCAACCCCCAAGAAUGUCAAGUCCAAAAACUCUGAGUUUUCUCUGUUUUCUUUCAACAACGGUAUGGUAGUAUCAUCGUGUCGUGAGCUGGACAACAACCGCAGUGCCCUUUCAGCAGCUUCAGCCUUUGCCAUCGCUACAGCAGGUGCCAAUGAGGGAACACCAACCAAGGAAAAGUACAGACGCAUGUCCUUGGCCAGCACAGGUUUUCCUACUGACCAGAGGAAUGGAGACAAAGAGUUUGUCAUCAGAAGAGCUGCGACUAACCGAGUCUUGAAUGUAUUGCGUCACUGGGUCUCCAAGCAUUCACAAGACUUUGAGUUGAACACAGACCUGAAGAUGCGUGUAAUUGGCUUCCUGGAGGAGGUGAUGCACGAUCCAGAGCUCCUGACGCAGGAGAGAAAGGCUGCUGCUAACAUCAUAAGGACUCUGACCCAGGAGGACCCAGGAGACAGCCAGGUCAGCCUGGAGGAGAUAAUACAGACGGUGAGGGAAACUAAGACCGAGCCGUUUGAAAACCACUCAGCUUUGGAGAUAGCAGAACAACUCACUCUUCUGGACCACCUGGUUUUUAAAGCAAUCCCUUAUCAGGAGUUCUUUGGUCAGGGCUGGAUGAAGGCUGACAAAAAUGAAAGGACACCGUACAUCAUGAAGACAACAAAACAUUUUAAUGAUAUCAGUAAUAGGAUCGCCACAGAGAUCCUGCACUGGGAUGAUGUGAACAUGAGGGUGGCUGUGAUCGAGAAGUGGGUGGCAGUGGCCGAUAUCUGCCGCUGUCUCCACAACUACAACGCUGUUUUAGAGAUCACAUCUUCCCUCAAUCGCAGCUCCAUCUUUCGCCUCAAAAAGACCUGGCUCAAAGUCUCCAAACAGACAAAGACUGUGAUUGACAAGUUACAAAAGCUGGUGUCAUCUGAGGGACGAUUCAAAAACCUUCGAGAAGCUUUAAAAAACUGUGACCCUCCCUGUGUUCCUUAUCUGGGAAUGUAUCUGACAGACCUGGCUUUUAUUGAGGAGGGAACACCCAACUACACAGAGGACAACCUGGUUAACUUCUCCAAGAUGAGAAUGAUUUCACACAUCAUCAGAGAAAUACGUCAGUUUCAGCAAACUGCUUAUAAAAUUGAUCAUCAGCCAAAGGUUGCUAAGUACCUGCUAGACAGCAGUACAGUGCUGGAUGAGGAAAGCCUGUAUGAAGCAUCUCUGAAAAUAGAGCCCAAAACUGCAUCAUGA
This is a messenger RNA of Boleophthalmus pectinirostris (great blue-spotted mudskipper), 3762 nucleotides long. It is a transcript of the gene rasgrf1, whose product is annotated as Ras protein specific guanine nucleotide releasing factor 1. Gene Ontology annotation, cellular component: plasma membrane. Gene Ontology annotation, biological process: positive regulation of GTPase activity; Ras protein signal transduction. Lineage: Eukaryota; Metazoa; Chordata; Actinopteri; Gobiiformes; Gobiidae. The record is from RefSeq and is a predicted model, not a curated record. The transcript has 27 exons. Gene Ontology annotation, molecular function: guanyl-nucleotide exchange factor activity; protein binding. Bases 1 to 3762 code for a protein of 1253 amino acids.